Sipha flava (yellow sugarcane aphid) is the source of this 2172-nucleotide messenger RNA. Its product is annotated as tRNA (uracil(54)-C(5))-methyltransferase homolog. Gene Ontology annotation, molecular function: RNA methyltransferase activity. The record is from RefSeq and is a predicted model, not a curated record. The transcript is spliced from 9 exons. Bases 126 to 2057 code for a protein of 643 amino acids. NCBI's taxonomy places the organism in Eukaryota, Metazoa, Arthropoda, Insecta, Hemiptera, Aphididae. Gene Ontology annotation, biological process: RNA processing.
GAUAAUUUAUUAAAUAUUAAUUAUUCAAGCAUGGUUUUCAUAUAUGAAUCACAACUAACGGAAGUCAUCAUCGUUAAACUUGUGCAUUGUACAUUCAAUACUAGGUUCCUAAAGAAAAUUUGAAAAUGAACGUUUCGAAAAAUUUAAGUACAGAUAAAUUACGGUACAAAAUUAAAGUAAGCGGUCUGCCAAGAUUUUAUUCUUUAUUAGAUCCUUUGCUUCAAGAGUUUUUGAAAAUGAUCAAUGAGGAAUUGAAAUUAAAUUGCAUACACGCUAGAUACAGUAAAAAAGGAAACGCUUGGCUUUACCUCACGUUUCCAACUGAAUUCGAACAAGCGAAUGCUUUAAAGUUAUUAAAAAAAUAUAACUGGAAAGGACGUUCAUUAAUUAGUACGUUAGUUACAGCUGACACACCAAAAACUAACACAAAUUUAACAUACAUCGAAAGUAAUCAUGCGACUAAAAAACCAAAAUUAGAUAUUCCACUUAGUGAACAGGUUUUAAUGUCGACAAUUCCUUAUCAUAGUAUUGAAUAUGAAGAACAAUUAAGAAAAAAGAGUGAAGAAGCUAGAAUUUUGUUUCAACGUUUUGGAACUAUAAUUCAACGGAAACAACCACCUUUAGCUGAAUGGUGUGCUAUGCGUAAACGACAGUUAAACAGUGAUUUAGCAUUCGAGCUUUCCCCAAUCAUACAAUCAAAAAAAAUCGACCGGUACCGUAACAAAUGCGAAUGGAGCGUAGGAAUUAAUCCCGAGAACGAUUCAGUGGCCGUUGGGCUGAGAGUGAAAGACUCGAUGGACGGAAUCCACUAUGUCGGUCCGCCAGACUGCUUAAGAAAUUUGCCGAUACCAAUGAUCACGUUAGCAAAGAAGUUUGAAAAUUUUGUGAAAAACUAUGGCGGGGAUUGGAGAUUAUGGCGUAAUAUGAUAAUUCGUAUGAAUGAAGCUGGAGAAGUAAUGGUUUCAAUAGUUGUAAAUCAACUUGUGUUGGAUUUUGAAAAAUUGCCUAGUAUCAAAUGUUCAAUUUCUAAAUGGUUUAAAGAAAAUAUUACCGAAAAUGUAGUUUCUUUAUAUUUUCAAGUCUAUGGUGAAAAGGCAUUAGCUGAUUGUAUCAGUACUCCGAACGAAGCUGAAUUAUUAUGGGGACAAAAGUAUAUUAUUGAAAAGCUAUUAAGUUUAUCAUUGGAAAUCUCUCCAGCCACAUAUUUUCGUUUAAAUAGUUUAGGCGCAGAAGAAUUGUGUAAAGUGGUUGCUGAUCUCGCUGAUGUAAACGAAAAUACUACGGUUCUGGAUCUGUUUUGCGGGUCAGGAUGUUUAGCUCUUACAUUAGCCAAGAAGUGUAAACAAGUUGUGGGAAUCGAAUUAAUCAAGGCAAAUAUAUUAGAUGCAAAAAGAAAUGCAGAAAUCAACGGAAUAAAUAAUUGUGAAUUUAUAGCAGGUCGUACUGAAGAUAUUUUAGAUUCUGUUCUUGAAAAGCUUAAAGGAUGUAACGUAACUGUGAUUAUGGAUCCACCUUUAACUGGAGUCAGUCCUGGAUUAGUGAGAACUCUUCGUAAAUUUGAAGAAGCAAUCAAUUUAAUUUACGUUUGUUCUAACCAUAAAUUACCUUUGAAAAAUCUUCUGGAUUUUUCCUCGGUUGUCAGAUAUUGGCAAAAGCCAAUAGAUUCCGAUCCAUUUCUUCCCCUUCGUAUAGUUCCUAUAGAUAUGUGUCCACAUACGCUUAGGUCUGAAUUGGUUUUGCACUUCAAAAGAUUUAGCAUUGAUGAAAUAUUAUCAAUUAAAACCGACAGACCGUCCAGAGUUUAUAGUCAUAGAAAAUUUAAAACAAAAUUUCACCCUAGGACAUCAGAAACAACAUCAAAUUCUCAGCCAUCUACGUCUGGCGUUGGGGGGUUGUUGAGUUAUCUAAAAAAAAUCGAAGAAAGGGCAUUUCAAGAAGGGUUAGCUAAGGGAUUGGAAAGGAAAGCAUUUCAAAUAGGUUAUUCGAGAGGCCUUCAGUCAACCGAUAGUGAUAAUAAUACAUUUAAUAAAAAUUCUCACAUUUAUCCCGAUCAAUAAUUUAACAUCUAUACAUUAAUCAUUCAUUACAACUUACAGAUAUUUUAACUCUUUAACACAGCCGUGUAAUUUUAAAACUUCCAUAUAAUUUGUAAGAAAUAUAAUAAAUUAUUCU